Molecule: messenger RNA, 1239 nt
Organism: Cladophialophora psammophila CBS 110553
Lineage: Eukaryota; Fungi; Ascomycota; Eurotiomycetes; Chaetothyriales; Herpotrichiellaceae
Product: ketol-acid reductoisomerase, mitochondrial
Exons: 4
Coding region: 1-1239 (412 amino acids)
Biological process (GO): L-valine biosynthetic process
Cellular component (GO): mitochondrion
Molecular function (GO): ketol-acid reductoisomerase activity
Source: RefSeq, a predicted model, not a curated record
AUGGCUUCCAAGACCUUUGCGCGCACAUUGCGCACUGCCUCCAAGCAGAAAAUCAGCACGCCCACCGUCCAGAAACGCUCCAUCGCUUCGGCGUUGGCGACCAGACCUCUUGUUGCUGCCACGCAGCGCCCUUCGUUCGCAGCUCCUGCCCAGCAGCAAAAGCGCGGUAUCAAGACCAUCGAUUUCGCUGGCACGAAAGAAACUGUCUAUGAACGGGAAGACUGGCCGCGUGAGAAGCUUCUUGACUACUUCAAGAACGAUACGCUUGCUCUGAUCGGCUAUGGCUCGCAAGGCCAUGGUCAAGGUCUUAACCUCCGAGACAAUGGCUUGAACGUCAUCAUCGGCGUUCGCAAGAACGGCGCCUCGUGGAAAGAGGCGGAACAAGACGGCUGGAUCCCAGGCAAGAACCUGUUCGAGGUGGACGAGGCUAUCGAUCGGGGAACCAUCAUCAUGAACCUGCUCAGUGAUGCUGCGCAGAGUGAGACCUGGCCCGCCAUCAAACCAAAGUUGACCAAGGGCAAGACUCUGUAUUUCUCCCACGGCUUCUCCCCCGUCUUCAAAGACCUCACGAAAGUGGACGUCCCCAAGGACAUCGACGUCAUCCUCGUCGCACCCAAGGGCUCCGGCCGAACCGUUCGAAGCUUGUUCCGUGAGGGCCGGGGCAUCAACUCCUCCAUCGCCGUCUACCAGGACGUGACUGGAAAGGCUGAAGAGAAGGCCAUUGCCCUUGGUGUCGCCAUUGGCAGCGGUUACCUGUACAAGACCACCUUUGAGAAAGAAGUCUAUUCCGAUCUUUAUGGUGAACGAGGAUGCUUGAUGGGCGGCAUCCACGGCAUGUUCCUGGCCCAAUACGAGGUCCUGCGCGAACGUGGCCAUUCUCCAUCCGAGGCAUUCAACGAGACCGUCGAGGAAGCCACUCAAUCCCUGUACCCACUCAUCGGCGCCAAUGGCAUGGACUGGAUGUAUGCCGCUUGUUCAACCACCGCCCGUCGCGGUGCGAUCGACUGGUCGAGCAAGUUCAAGGACACCCUCAAGCCUCUCUUCAAUGAGCUCUACGACAGCGUGAAGAAUGGCACAGAGACCAAGCGCAGCUUGGAGUUCAACAGCGCACCUGACUAUAGAGCAAAAUACGAGAAGGAGAUGCAAGAUAUCCGGGAUUUGGAAAUCUGGCGUGCCGGCAAGGCUGUUCGGUUCGUGAAUUCACUGCCCCUCUCGCAUGUAUACGAGGCCGCUUGCUAA